AUGAACGCCCCAGACAGAUUCGAGUUGUUCAUCUUGCCAGAUGGUGUUGAUAAAAUAAAGAUCACUCCAGAUUCAAAGGUGCCCAACGCAGCCAUUAUUAAAAUAGAAAGAGAAGACCACACCUUGGCCAACUUGUUGCGUGCACAAUUGUUAAAGGACCCAAGAGUGCUAUUCGCUGCCUACAAGGUAGAACAUCCUUUGUUUGCAAACUUUGUGUUGAGAAUCCAGACAGAAGAUGAUUACUCGCCCAGAGAAGCGUUGAAGAAUGCCUGUUCGGGAUUGAUUAGCGAGUUGGACGUUAUCAAGAACAGAUUCAAGGACGAAUGGGCUCUUAAGUCCUUGUUGAACACUAAUGAAGAUGAUUAUUAA
Molecule: messenger RNA, 369 nt
Organism: Scheffersomyces stipitis CBS 6054
Lineage: Eukaryota; Fungi; Ascomycota; Pichiomycetes; Serinales; Debaryomycetaceae
Gene: RPB11
Product: DNA-directed RNA polymerase II core subunit
Exons: 2
Coding region: 1-369 (122 amino acids)
Biological process (GO): transcription by RNA polymerase II
Cellular component (GO): RNA polymerase II, core complex
Molecular function (GO): DNA binding; protein dimerization activity
Source: RefSeq, a predicted model, not a curated record